CAAACGCCUCCUUGCUCAGGAUGCCGGCCAGUGUCGCCAGCGGGGGCGGCUCCGGGGCUAGUGGCGGAGGCAAGGACACGUAUGGCAUCGUCGCCUCCCGCCACUUCGAGUCAGGCCCUCCGCCCUCCAAGAUGCAACUGUGCCAGAUGGACGACGGCGAGAUGUACGAGACGGUAAAGGAAGAGGAGUGGCUGACGCGGAAGAAGGUCACCACCACCACCACCAAGAACAUCGAGACGAGGACGCAGCGGGAGGUGAUGCUUGAGGACGGAGAGGUGGUGGGGGACUCCGGGCCGCUCGUCACCCAGGACUGCACCGAGAACACCGUCACGAAUGAGGUGGUCGCUGACGAGCACCUGACGCCGGAGGGGCAGGAGGGCGCGGCGAUCGAGGCCCCGGGGGAGGACUGGAUCCCGGUGGGCGGCGCCGUGGUGGUGUCGGAGAAGAAGGAGCACAUACUCACGUCUCACCAGGUGGCCGAGGACAGGCGCGAGACAGAGGAGGUGGUGCAUCUGGGCAACGUCACCAACCAGGAAGUAGAGGACCACAAGGAAGGGAAGGCCGACCUGCGAGCCCUGACUGAGGCGCGGCAGGAGCGGGGCUGGGAGGUGGCGCGGCCCGAGAAGAGAGUGGUGCACGAGUCCGCCAAAAAGUGGGGCACUGUGGACACUGAGGACGUGCAUGAGACGAGCCGCAUCCAGGACGGACACGUGGUGACGGAGACAGAACGCACCACGCAGCACGAGGUGUACGAGAACGAGUCGCUGCCGGACUCCGGGUCGUCGCUGAGUGACGGGUCGGUGCACGAGGAGGCGCGCGAGACCCAGCACAACAUUGUCCACACCAAGGACGAGGAUAUUGUAGAGUACUACGGCGUUCCCAAAGGCGGCACUCUCGCUCAGGGCGUCAAGCUUGGCGAGGGGAUGCACGUAGUGAGUGAGGACUUCCACGAGGACCGGGAGGGCGAGGACCUUGACUCGCUAAGUGAAAGGAUCCGUCGCGGUCGCCGGUUGGGCAUCCUUAAACCGAAGACCCGAGACACCACGGAGCGGACAGACGCCAUCACGCGGCGCCCUCUCGACUACCACGAGGAGGAGGAGACACGCAAGUCAGAGACCAACCGCUGGCUGGAGAACCACUUUGGUAGCGAGUCCGGCCACUCAGGCAGCUCCCACCACGACCCUGAGGAGGAGGGCGGCCUGCACACGGCGGGCGGCAACGUCAUCACUAUCACCAUGAGUCCGCGCCCCGCCACGCCUGAGGACGUUCCCGACGCGGCGCCCUCAGCCAGGCGUCAAUGGGAUUCCCCCGCGGCGCCCACCUUCGCUCGCAGCUCCAACAACAAGGCGCCCCCUCCCCCGCCCCCGCCGAAACCCACCUCUUCCUGGACCUCCCCCUCGGCGGCGUCCCCCCGCCAGCAGGGUCCCCCCAGCAUGCCCAGCGAGGAAAUCACCCACUCCAUGAUCGCCGAGGCGCGGUCAAAGCUGAGAUCAACAGGACGCAUUCUGGACGAGAGCGAGAACAGCACGCCGCCCACCAGUCCCCCGGCCAACGGUGUGCGGUACAGCGGCCCCCAGGAGCGAGUGCAAGUGUUCGCCUCGUCCCCGAGCUCCUUCCCCUCCCCGCCUGUCUCGCCCACCGGCCGCGUCCUCGACGACCCAGUCUAUAACAGCAAGUUCAGGUCGGGCAGCCCAAGUGGUCUCGUAUCCUCCAGACUCUUCUCCACUCCCUCCCGCAGCUCUCGGCCCGCCACACGCUCCCCGUCAGACAGCCCCCCGCCGCCUCUGCCCUCCACGCCUCCGCCCACACAGAGCAACAACGUGGGCAGGUCACAGUCAUUUAAUGUUACCAACAAGAACUGGAUCAACAGCGGCUCAAAGACUCUGUACUCCCGCCCCCUCAACUCCAGACUGAAGGAGUUCCGCAGUGAGGAGCAGCUGGACGGUGUGGGCCACCCGUCCCCGCGGCGCUGGACGCCCUCGCGGAGGGAACUCUCCCCCGAGCCCCCGAGGGAGGUGACGCCGCCUCCACCCCCACGCUCGCGCAACUCACAUUCCAUCCACAGCCAUUACAACACUGCACCCACCAGGUCCUCCAGAGCCUCCAGGACCACCGAGAUUGCAACGCAGACCAUCGCCCGGGACUCCGCCACGCAGACCGCCUCCUCGCCCGUGCCUCCGCCCCGCACCAAACGUAAACACAAGCCCAAGACUUACUACUUCGGUCAAGAAUCGGCACCCUCUAUUUCCUCCGAGAGGUUGCCAUCCAGAGGCCCCAUCACCACCACGACCAGCGUUUCCUACUCCAGCACAAGGAGGGACAACCAGUCGUCCCCAAAGGUGGAGCGAAGGUUCCGCACCACCAAGACCAUCACCCCCGUGGUGGUGCCCGCCAACACCCACACAGAGCAGCAGGACAAGCUGAAGAAUCGCUCGUGGCACUACCGCAGCAUGGACGAGCUGCGCACUGGCGCUGAAAGCACUGCUAGAGAGUCAUGGACCAACACCAUUGACCCUCGCCGGAAGCCCCGCCACUACUCCCACACUCCCAAAGAGCCAGAGACUCAGACGUUGCCUAAGAAACUUUCCAACGGCACAGCGUCGCCCAGCAGGACCUACAUCUUUGGCAGCGACCGGCCAGACCACAGCUCCGGCAAGAGGGAGGUGGAGAGUCGCUCCUCUAGCUCACAUCUACACAGGUCUUACGGUGGCUCGAUGGUCAAUGUGUCUCUGGCAGGAAUGUCUUCCCCGAAAAGCAGCGUGUACAAGACAGAAGUGCAGGACAAGCCAGCUCCACCGCGCACCGUGCGGCCUGUCCUGAGGAGCCACAGCCUGAACAUCAAGCCUGCGCCUCUCAAGGCUGCUGACUCCCCCACAGAGGCCAUGCCGCCCACCACCAGCUUAUCCAGCACGCAGCGCACCUCCACCAUGUACCGGUCCUCGCCUUACCUCAACCUCAGGAGCCCCAACCUCAUCGCCACCAUUGCCCGCUCCAACUCCACUCGAAGGACAGACUCGUACGAGGAGGAGGACGAGCACGAGCAUGACAGGUCACCUGGUGAUGAUCGACAUCGCUCCGUGCACACCUCACACCACACCUCCCGCCACACCACCACCAACAACAUCACCAACAACACCAACAACACCAACAACAAUAGGUACACAGAAAGCAAGAAUUACAGUUCACAUAUCAUCAGUAACAACACCAGGAAUGCCAACAACAACACGGACAGCAACAGGAACACCAGGAACACGCCCGUCGCCAACAACGACAACACCGCGGUGGAGGAGAAGAGGAACAGGUUCAUGAAGGACCUCCUUGCCACGGCGCCCGAGCUGUUCCACGCCAUACACGGCGAGGACGAUGGCAAGAAAGGGAACGAGUCUGGCAAGGGCAACCAGUCGCCCCCAGAGUCCCCGCCACAGCUUAUCAGGCCUCCAGGCUCCCCUCUCACCUCCCCGCCUGCCGCCUCCCCAACCACCACUACAGCUCCUCGCGUCUUCACCUUCGGGAGGGGCGAGGGGAGCUCCGUGAAGCGGUCCCCGUCAGCUCCACACGAGAGCAACAACAACCGCCUCAGUAGUCAAGGGCGCAGCACACUGAGCAGCAGCAGAGACAACCUGAGCAGCCCUCAGCGGAACAGCCUCACGUCGCAGUACCACCGCCAGGCGCAGCUCAUGAACAGCAACCCAGGCACCGUCACGAACUCUCUCAACCGCCCAAAGUUUAACCUCAAGUCUGACGGAAGAUCAUCACUCCUGUACUCCACCUCCUUUCGUAACCGAGCAGAGCAGCAACAGCAGCAGGCUUCCCUAGGCUCGCGUGACCGCCGCGGCUCGGACCCAAGGGACCACAAACCACACACGACCCCAGGCUGGAGGGACCACCACGCGGAGCUGGUAGGGAAGCACCAGGGUAAUGUCACCUCCAACUUGACGCGGGAUGGUGCUGUCCUCAUUCCCAUCCGAGACUGGAACAGCCGCUGAGACUGAUCGCCUGGUGUCUCUGAUUUUAUUUCCUCUCUCUCGUGCAGGAUUUCAUGUGGUCAGCCAUGCGUGGGUUGGCUGGCAGACGCUUGUUUUUUACUAUGUACUGCUGAGGACGAUAUGAGGUAUUGAGGAGGAGGAGGAGGAGGAAGAUGAGGACAGCAAAUAUUAAUAAGAGAAUGUUAAAGCUUUACAAUUUCCUUUUAUGUAUAGAUGAUGAAGAAAUGUGGUAAGGAGGAAUAGAAAGGAGGAGGAGGAGGAGGAGGAGGAGGAGGACGUUAAAGCUUUACAUACAUAUAAAAAAAGCCACCACGUGACUGCCAUUAGCGCGUGAGGACCUCAACCACCACAGAAUGGAGCGCGUGCGUCUGCCCCGCGCUGGACCACUUCCGUACUUCGUUAUCGGCACCUCCUUCAUCACUGGAGCCGCGAUCGUCCAACGCGGGUGAUCAGGCCCAAGAUUUCAUGGAAGCUCUCCCGGCCUCGCCCCAGUGUGAGCUGCGGUAGAGCUCGGCCAGUCAGCCUGUGUGAAGCUAUACUAUAUAGUUCCAUGUGCCAUAACCCGAGGGAGGGAGGGAGGGAGGAGGCGCCCUUCGUGGUGGUAGUGGUGGUGGUGGUGGUGGUGUGCGGCCAAAGACUGUAUCAUGUAUGAGUGUGUCAAUACCACUACAUUCUUUGGUGCAGCGUGCCGAGCGUGUAGUGAGGCGGCCGGCGGGGACAGGGACAGUAGGAGGGUUUUUGCUCCGCGUUACUACUGUUAUUGCUCCGUGAAACUAGGAGAGAGAGAGAGCGGCAGAGGAGGUGUUAGAAAGGGAGAGAAACAGGAGGUAAAGAGGCGUUGGUGUGUUCGAUGCUUGCCUCAGCUCCCCGUCAGCCGUCAGGAUCACUAAGGAGGGACUGGCGAAGUGCUCUUAAGGUGCAAGCAAGCAGUCCCCGCCUCCACUGCUGGGUAACUGCCAUUACGUGCGUAUGGAUGUAACUUGUAUAUACAUUAUGUAAUUUACUUUACCAAUGAAAAACAUAUGAAACUAGUAAUAGAGUAUAUAAAACGUUAAGCUAAAAGAUGAUUAUGUACUAUAGCGUGAGGAGAAAGUACUAGUAACUAUUGCAUUCCCGUGGCGAGAGUGUCACGCGAGCUCCGGAGCGGCUUGUGUGGAGCUGGAUGUUGGAGAAAGUUGUGUUUAUACACUAACUAAUACCUACUAUGUCUUCCAUAUUCACGAUACAUGUGUAAAUUAAAUAAAAGCGGUGGAAAGUGUUCACGAGGCGAGGCGCUGUGACGCUCACUACCGCGCGUCGCAGUCCCGGCUCUCCUGCUUCACUAACAAAAAUAUUAGUUCGAUACUUUACUGCAUCUUCGGGUAAAUUAAACGUGCAUUUCCAUGUAUUGAUUUUGUACUACUGUCAUUAAACUAUUCAUUUUAU
Scylla paramamosain (green mud crab) is the source of this 5411-nucleotide messenger RNA. RefSeq names its product mucin-2-like. The transcript has 8 exons. The record is from RefSeq and is a predicted model, not a curated record. Lineage: Eukaryota; Metazoa; Arthropoda; Malacostraca; Decapoda; Portunidae. Bases 21 to 3986 code for a protein of 1321 amino acids.